Darwinula stevensoni is the source of this 1850-nucleotide messenger RNA. The record is from the annotation of a GenBank genome assembly. Lineage: Eukaryota; Metazoa; Arthropoda; Ostracoda; Podocopida; Darwinulidae.
AUGAAAAAGGGAGAAGGAGGAGGAGGAGGAGAAGGAGGACGAGUGACGAAAAUCUCGACUUUUCCAAGCGACUCCGGCCGGCCGCGAGCCCUCCACCGCCCUCCACUUCGAGGCGCGACAGCCCGGGCUCCGCCAGUCCCUCCUGCGCCGAGCAUCCCAUCGAGAAGUCAGAGCAGCAUGCCGGUCUGGGGCUACACGAAGACCACGGGACCGCAUACGUGGUCGGUUUACUACCCGGCUGCCGGCGGCCAGAAGCAGUCCCCAAUCGAUUUGGUACCCGAGAAGGCAGAGCAAGCAGGGGAAAUAGCGCCUCUCUCCUACCAUUACCGUUCCGAUGCCUGUACUCGUGUGACCAACACGGGACAAGGAUGGAAGCUACUCAUCGGAACGACAGAUCCCGUCGUGGGUCGGCCCUCCACUAAUCUGCGAUCCCUUCUAGGCGAGGUGCAAGGAGGACCACUGAACAGCACCUUCAAGCUCGAACAGAUCCACGCUCAUUGGGGGAAGCACGACGCGGAAGGGUCGGAGCAUAGGGUCGAGGGGAAAGCCUAUCCCUGCGAGGUGAGCGUUGAAGGAUUCUUCCUCGGGGCGCUUGGACGCUUUCGGUCCCGUGCCUCGUCAUGUGACGGGUGUGGUGCUUUCGAAUCCUCGGGACUGAAAGUGUUGAGAGCAAUCCACUUGGUGCACUGGGACAGUGACAAGUUCGGCAGCUUCGCCGAAGCGGCCGGCGCCGAAGGCGGCCUCACCGUUCUCGGUGUUUUCGUCGAAGUCGGAGACGAGAAUUCGGAAUUCGCGAAAAUCAUCCAAAUUCUGGACUCCAUCCCUCAUAAAGGAGACACCACUGAUCUCGAGCCAGUGAAUCCUAGCAACUUUCUCCCUGGUGGUCAAUACUGGACGUACGAGGGAUCUCUGACGACUCCGCCGUGCUCAGAAACUGUGAACUGGAUCUUGUUCAAAAACCCCAUCACGGCCUCCUCUGAACAGCUCUCCGCAUUUCGAGCGAUGAAGUCCCAAGCCGCCGGAGAGGAAUGCUCGCAUGACGAAUUCGAGGGGAGAGUCUUGCGGAACUUUCGUCCCCCCAUGCCUCUGUGCGGGAGGACGGUUCGAGAAUGCGCUUGAUUCGCGACCGCCCGGAACACUUCAUAUGUAAUUUCAACCUAUGUAACGAAGGCACCUCUGACAUAGUUUCGAUUAAUUAUUCUCUUCGUUUUAUUCUCCAUAUCAUUAUUUUCCACUCGAUUGGCUCUGGGCUACUUCGGGCGUCAGGUUGCAGGUUUUCUAGGAAGGGUUCUCUUUGUUUCCAUUCUUUUGUUUUUUUUUUUCUCGUGAGUUUAUUGUAUGCAUCCCUCUCCGAGCAAUAUUCCUCCUUGCUAGAAAACCUGUGGCACUUGUGAUCUUGCACCUCAGAGAUAUUUACUCAAUAUCGUGAAUGACAUUUAGCUCAUAAUAUCGUUUGUAGAGACGGAGGAAGUAAAAGUAACAACUUUUCUUCACGAAUUUGGUAAAAGAUGAGAAUUCCUCUUUCUAAAUGAGCGGGAUUUCUCUGACACUGCUUGUGAAAGAGUUUUCUUAACAGCUCAAAUUGUUGAUGUUCUCAAAUCUAUAUAUGAAAUUGCAACUACUAUUGUAGCUGUACUGUAUAGUAGCUAUUAUUUUAGACAGACAACGUUGUGAAGUCCUCGAUUCUACACAUGCAAUUUCAACUACUAUUGUAGCUGUAUUGUAUUGUAGCUAUUUUAGAAUGACAAAAUGAAGUGAUUGUGCUGCUGAUCAUCAACAAGUCAAAGCACAUCUAUUAUGAAAUUAUUUUACAACUGGAAUAAAAGUCAAAUGAUGAGAUAACAAAAGAA